Messenger RNA from Talaromyces atroroseus, 2352 nucleotides. RefSeq lists its product as hypothetical. The transcript is spliced from 5 exons. Gene Ontology annotation, molecular function: 3'-5' exonuclease activity; 5S rRNA binding. Gene Ontology annotation, cellular component: nucleolus. The coding region runs from base 1 to 2352 and encodes 783 amino acids. The record is from RefSeq and is a predicted model, not a curated record. Gene Ontology annotation, biological process: ribosomal large subunit assembly; rRNA processing. Lineage: Eukaryota; Fungi; Ascomycota; Eurotiomycetes; Eurotiales; Trichocomaceae.
AUGGCCAGCUCUUCGAGUAAAAUCGAUGCACCUCAGCAGUACAAGCAGCCUUCAAGGAAGGGGAAAAAGGCUUGGCGCAAAAAUGUGGAUGUCUCUGAAGUCCAGGAAGGCCUCAGACUAGUUCGCGAGGAAGAAAUCCAAGGUGGCGUGAUAGCAGAGAAGCCGUCAGAAGAACUUUUCACGCUUGACACAAUAGGUGAUCAAACAUCGGCGAAAGUACAUCGGAAGGGACGCAAACCUCUUAAGGCAGAUGAGAUACUCGCACAGCGGUCGGCAAUUCCUGCAGUUGACAGUCGCAAGCGGACAAACUCCAAGGUUACUGAUGGAAUAAUUGAACCAAAAACAAAGAAGCAAAAGAGCGAUUGGGUUAGUAAUAAAGAGUGGCUUCGGCUCAAGCAGGUUGCGCAAGAGAACAAACCGGUUGCGAAAUCCGACGACAAUAUAGAUUAUGAUCCCUGGGGGGACUCUGUCGAUGUCUCGAAAUCAAAUUCGCAAUUUGAGUUUUUGCCAAAGACGAAGGAAAAGGUCGCCCCUAAAACCUUGCAAGAACCGCCAAUCUCCCUCGCUGCAAAUGGGAAGCAAAUCCCGUCUGUCAAGGUACCUGGAGGUGGGACCAGUUACAACCCAACCUUCGAGGAAUGGGACAACCUUCUUGUUAAGGAGGGAAACAAAGAGAUUGAGGCUGAAAAGAAGAGAAUUGAAGAGGCAAAGAAAGAAGCCGAGCGACAGCGCUUAAUUGCUGAGGCCCAGAAUGAUGACGGUGAAGUUAGGUCAGACGAUGAAAGUGCUUGGGAAGGGUUUGAGAGCGAAUACGAAAAGCCAGAAUGGCUGAAUAAGAAAAGACCUGAGCGAAAAUCUCAAUCUCAGCGAAACAAGAUCAAACGCCGAAAGGAAGCAGAAAGAAAGGCGAAAUGGGAAGCAAAGAUGAAGAAAAGAGAGGAGCAAGCACGAGACGUUAAGAGUAUUGCUGAACGCGUUGAAGAGGAGGAAGCACUUCGCAAACAAUUGAAGCAAGACGAUAGUUCCUCUGAUGAAGGUGAUGAUACCGUUCUGCGCAAGAAGCCUCUAGGCGGCAAAAACCUUGUCCCAGAAAAGCGCCUUGAAUUGGUGCUCCCCGAUGAAUUGCAAGAGUCAUUGCGCUUGUUGAAGCCUGAGGGAAACCUGCUGGAUGAUCGAUUCAGGACUCUUAUGGUUCAGGGGAAGCUUGAAUCUCGCAAGCCCGUCACACAACCCAAGAAAGCUAAGAGGAAGGCAACUGAGAAGUGGGCUUAUAAAGAUUUCCAAAUUCCUGGAUUUUUGCAUCUCUUAUCAAUCGGCUGCGUGAGAAAAGUUCCAUCACGCCUAAAGCUUCCAGGCAUGCAACCUCGCCAAUUUCGCCAUGGACCAACAACGAAUGCGUCGCGGUUGAAUAAAAUGGAGAUAAAAACUCUAUCUUCCAACUGGAAGAAGCUCAAAGUUACUCUCAAGGAUAGCGCGGCCCCGAAAGGCAAAAAGGACUCCUCCCAGUCACAGAAUGGUCUAAAGCGGAAAAGAAGUGAAACGGUGAUUGAAAAGAAAACAGACAGACCACGGAAGUUUUCCAGGGUCAAGAGCAUGACCGAUAUAGUCGAUAACAAGAGUUCAUGGCGGGAGCGACGUCAAUCAUUGAGAGACCCUGAAGAUUCGGUUGGCAGGAGUACUGCCGUCGCAGAAAAGAAACAGCCACGCAACGGACAAGUAAAUGAAGGAUUCAAUGAGGGUGCUGAAAUAGGAAAAUAUGUCGCUAUCGACUGUGAAAUGGUUGGGGUCGGCCCUGAUCCAGACAAGGAAUCGGCCCUUGCUCGCGUCAGUAUCGUCAAUUGGAAUGGCGACCAGAUUUACGACUCAUUCGUGAGGCCCAAAGAGGAGGUAACCGACUGGAGGACACAUGUGAGCGGCAUAGCACCUAAGCAUAUGAUCGAAGCCCGCUCCUUUGAAGAGGUACAAAAGGAUGUUGCCCAGAUAAUAGAUGGCACGAUUUUAAUUGGUCAUUCAAUCCGCAAUGAUAUGAACGCCUUGAUGCUCAGUCACCCGAAGCGUGACAUCCGUGACACGAGCAAGCAUCUUCCAUACCGAAAGAUUGCAGGUGGAGGUUCGCCGCGGUUGAAAUUGCUAGCAUCUGAGUUGCUCGGUUUGAAGAUCCAGGAAGGUGCUCAUUCUAGCGUGGAAGAUGCUAGAGCGACUAUGUUCCUGUUUCGCAGAGAUAAAGAAGCCUUUGAACGAGAGCAUGCGAAGAGGUUCCCUGUACGGGUGGUAGCCGCCUCAACAGAGGGAGACCAAGAUGCCAAAACGAAGAAGAAGAGGAAGCCGAAAAAGAAGACACGGAAGAGGUGA